This is a messenger RNA of Belonocnema kinseyi, 3123 nucleotides long. RefSeq names its product transmembrane protein 115. NCBI's taxonomy places the organism in Eukaryota, Metazoa, Arthropoda, Insecta, Hymenoptera, Cynipidae. The transcript is spliced from 4 exons. The coding region runs from base 276 to 1364 and encodes 362 amino acids. Gene Ontology annotation, biological process: retrograde vesicle-mediated transport, Golgi to endoplasmic reticulum. The record is from RefSeq and is a predicted model, not a curated record. Gene Ontology annotation, cellular component: membrane; Golgi apparatus.
GAAAAGUAACCAAAGGAAGGCCUGUGUGACUAUGUCGUCUGUGUUGGGCUCUGUGCUUAUAUGCAUUCGUACCUUGGUUUAUAACCCUCGUGAGAUAUUUGUAUCGAAGGGUGCAGAAUAAAUGAUUCAAAAAAUGUUUUCAAUUUCGCUACAAAUGCCACGUGACUAAUUUUGCAUGUGCAGUGGCUCCAGCUUUCACUUAGGACGAACGAAACGUCAGGAAAGUUGGCUCUCGUCUUGAAAAUUUGAAGAGAGGUUAAAGAACGUCUCUGGCGAUGGCAACGGUCAAAGGACUUGGAAGGAAUAUACCUUACUUGAGACAACAAUUUGCAGCACUCUUAGGAAACACCAGCACCAGUGUCAAGUUUAUCUGCAUAGUAGUUCUUUUUUCAUAUUGCCUUUCCUACUCCCAGGAGGCUGUGAAAGCCCUCAGUGUCACUCCAGGUUACCUGCUGCCUCCUGCAUUUUGGAUAUGGACAGCCUUCACCUUUUGUUUUCUUGAGAUACAUUUUUGGGAAGUGUGUGUGGACAUUGUCACUGUGGGAUUAUGUGGCAAACUGAUAGAACCACUCUGGGGUGCCAUGGAGAUGAUGACCUUCUUUGCUAUCGUCAAUUUUGGAGUUGCUGUCCUCUCUGCCUUGUUUUACUUGUUUUUAUACAUGUGUACUAAUAACACGGAUCUGCUUUUCGAUAUUCAUAUCCAUGGCCUCACGGGUUAUAUCGCAGGAGUCAGUGUCGCAGUGAAGCAAAUAAUGCCAGAUCAUAUUAUAAUAAAGACUCCAAUUGGAAAGAUCACAAACAGAAAUAUUCCACUAAUGGUGUGGAUAGUCUCCUUAUUCGUCUGGCUCUUGGGUUUGUUGGAAGGAACACAUCCGACGAUGUUUCUCAGUGGAUUACUAAUUUCCUGGACAUAUUUAAGAUUUUAUCAAAGGCACAAUAAUGGUACCCGAGGGGAUAUGGCCGAUAAUUUCACCUUUGCCAGUUUCUUCCCAAAUGUUUUACAACCACCUAUUGCAGUCGUUAGUAAUACGAUUCAUGGCUUUUUCGUUCGUAUUGGACUUUGUAAAAAAGUAGUUCGCAGGUUCGACAUGUCCAAUGCGCCACCAGGUUUAGUUAUAAAUUUGCCUGGUAUUGAUCCUCAUGAUAGUGAAAGACGAAGACAAAUAGCUUUAAAAGCAUUGAGUGAAAGGCUGAGCAAGGAUCAUGCGAAACCCUGGCAACAAGACAGAAGUAAAAAACAUUCUCCUGUUCCUCCCGCAGUGUCUGUACAGAUUCCCGAACCCGUUACGCUUAAGCCUCUCCCAUCGCCUCUAAUUCCGCAAAUUAAUGUAAACAUUCAUAGUCAACCUUCAACGAAUACGUGAUCAUCCUAAAAGUUCUACUUUCAAUAAGUAGGCACGUAUUGAAGCCCGAAGGAGCUUCUAAAGAAAAUGUUCUUACCAAAACAGGUUUAAUUAUGGCAAUAUUCGAUAAGACGACUGAACUUUAAGACUUGUAUGUACUUUUUCUUUUACAAAAAUAUAAUAAUAUUGUUUACAGAACUUUUAUAUAAAUCAAAAAUUCCCUGAUCAAUUCUCAAACUUCGUGCCCACUUUCUGGCAGAAUUUGACACGCCAGCAACAAAAAAAAAUCAAAGCCCACAUUGAUUUUUGUGAAAUUAAAGAAAUAAUAUUAUUAACUUUGCAAAACUUGUUGAAUAUGGUGCCAUAUUUGUACAGACUCAUUGUCUUUAGGAGAUUCUGGUUGAAAGUUUGUAAUCAAAACUUUAGCAUCAGUUUUUCAAUUCUUGAAAUUCAGAGACUCUAGUUGUUUUCAAACGCUUUUCAAUGUGGCUGGAUUUUAUAUGAAACGAUCAUUUUAAAAACGCUUUCUUGUUGGAAGAAAAGGACAACCAAAUGUGAUCCGCGAAUAAUUAAAUCCUCGAAAUCUUUUUUAAGGACGAAAAUGUGUGUAUAUAAAGAUGUAAUUGAUCUUUUAGGACAGCGUAGAAUAGUAGAAAUAGCACAUAAUCAUAUUGAGAUCGGGUAUUUUAUUUUUAGAUAUAAGAAAUCAUUAGCGUCUUGCAACUCAUUUGCGGAACUUGCAAUGCUACGAAAAUUUUCUUGUGUACAUAAUUUUAUUUUUAUGUUGGAAGUCGAUAAAGACUUCUCAUCGAUACAAUCAAGAGCGUCGAGGCUCGAGUGAUAAACUGAGAAAUGAGCUAUUGACCCUCAGUGUACAGUCAGCCGAUUACAAACUAAUUCUUUAUACCUCUAUAUUUUAUGUAAUUAUUAAGUCUAUAAAACUAAUGUUGUCUUCCUCAGUGAUAAACGUGAUGAAACCUGAAUCUAAGGUCCUUAAAAAUGAUUUAAUGAUCUUACCAAUCUGAUUUAACGAGCUUAAAUUAAUUUAUGACUUUAAAUAUUAAUUUAUAUUUCAAGUCGAAUUUUUAAAAUAAUUUUAUUGUAUUUAAUAAAACUAUACAUAACCUUUAGAUUAUUAUAUCAGUGAUCACUAUUCCAGUUGCAAAUAUUUAAGCAUUUAUGACUAAUAGAACAAGAGCUUCAAGCAGAAAUUUAAUUUCUGAAAGCAAUAAUUGUAGCUUGCAGGUUUUAGUUUCACAAAAAUUUUUAAAAGACUAUCAAUUAUUUGCACGUGAAUCUCUCUCAACCUUGCAUAAUAUAAUACGUUAACUAUAAUCACAAUAUUUUUUAUAUACAAGAAGCAAAUGAGUUGUAAGUAGAGCGAAGAGUGAUGUGAACUGUAAAGGGAACAAGAUAUUGAAAUGGAAAGGCAGCAGUGAGUAACGUGUACAGAGACACAUACGUAUAUCAUAAGUAGAGAUCAAAGCUAUUUUUAUGUGUUGUAUAAAAAUCAUUCUUUGAACAUCUGAGUGUUUAAUGUGGGCUGUCUUGAUCUCGUACUUAACAAACGCUCUUGGCAAUUAGGCUUUUAAAUUAUGCAUGAAAUGAAGAUGAAAAUUAUGACUUUAUGGCAGCGUUAAAAAGUUUGAGGUAAAGAUAUCUACGAUAGAUACAUAAACAUUCAUAUAAGCAUUAUAAGUACAGUGUAUUUAAAUGUUAAUAUAACGAAUUUUGUACAUAUGUUACGAUCUGUAUGAUAUUAAAAUCUAUCACCCAUUAA